Oryza brachyantha (malo sina) is the source of this 843-nucleotide messenger RNA. Its product is annotated as E3 ubiquitin-protein ligase SGR9, amyloplastic. The coding region runs from base 1 to 843 and encodes 280 amino acids. The record is from RefSeq and is a predicted model, not a curated record. The transcript has a single exon. NCBI's taxonomy places the organism in Eukaryota, Viridiplantae, Streptophyta, Magnoliopsida, Poales, Poaceae.
AUGGCCGCGCUCCUCUCGUCGUCCGUGCCGGCGUCGCGGCUGCUCACCUCGCUCGCCGCCGACGUGCGCCGGUUGCGAUGCCGCCUCGCGUUCCUGCUGCUCUCCCCGCCGCACUUCUCCCGCGCGCUCGCGCGGCUCCGCGCCAUGCCGCUUCCCUCCAAGGCCGAGCUGCUCGGCCGCGUCCUCAUCCGAUCCCUCCUCCUGCUUCUCCCAGCUCUGUCGCCGGACGGAUCGCACCACCUGCUCCGCAUCCCCGCGCCAGAGCUCGACGCCGCGAUCCUGCUCCUUGCCAUGUGCGAUUCCUACUCCCCUGCCGCAGCGUCGUCCUCCUACCAUUCUUCUCGUUCCACCGUCGACUGGCACGCGUUGCUCGUCGACGAUGCGGUGGGCUCGGCUCUCUCCAUCUCCGGCCUCGGCGCCACGCCGUGGGCAUCGUUCGCUCCCUACGUCGACGAGGCCGCCAAGUGCCGCCGCUUUGCGGACGUCGUGUCGCAGGAACGUGCGGCGAUCGGCGGCGGCGCCGGCCGGAAGGACGGCGAGUGGGGUGGGGGCGCGUCGUACGCUGCCGUCCUGGCGAUGCCCCCCGCGGCAGGGGACGGCGCGCCGUGCGCGAUCUGCAGGGAGGAGAUGGCGCCCGGGCGUCGCGGCGGGGGCGUGUGCGCGCUGCGGCCGUGUGGGCACCGGUUCCACUGGCACUGCGCGCUCCGGUGGCUCGCGCGGCGCAACACCUGCCCAUGCUGCCGCGCUGAGCUUCCCGCGGAGGACGUGCGCGCCGAGACCCAGCGGCUGUGGCGGGCGGUGGAGAGGAUGGCAACGGGAGACGACAGCGCCGCCUGUGCGUGA